UCAAGAAAAACCGUUUGCUCCUCUCUCAAUAUACCCAUUUCCCAAUCUACCCUCGACCAAUACCAUGAAAGAAUACUCGCGUAUGGGGGUCACAAUCGUCAUUCUCUAAUUCUGACUUAUCUUCUCAGAGUGCGCACCUGGUAUGGUUGAUAUUUCAUGCUCCUUAAAACCGUCUAACGAUCACACAUAUUUCAAAAUAAAAUCCCCCCGAAGGCCUUUUGGAGAAGCGCAGAUUAUCAUCGCCGAGCAGCAGAACAAGAAGUAGAGGAAGAGCCAAUGGCAAGGAAGUUUUUCGUCGGCGGCAACUGGAAAUGCAAUGGAACUACUGAGGAAGUGAAGAAGAUAGUCUCCACUCUUAAUGGAGGCGACGUGCCCAGCCCUGAUGUUGUUGAGGUCGUGGUGAGCCCUCCAUUUGUGUUUCUUCCUUUGGUGAAAACAACGCUGAGGCCAGAUUUCCAUGUGGCUGCACAAAAUUGCUGGGUGAAGAAUGGAGGUGCUUACACCGGUGAGGUUAGUGCGGAGAUGCUUGUGAAUUUGGACAUUCCCUGGGUCAUCCUUGGACAUUCUGAGAGGAGGAGUCUCUUAAAGGAAUCGAAUGAUUUUGUUGGGGACAAGGUUGCUUAUGCACUUGCUAAGGGUUUGAAAGUGAUAGCUUGUGUUGGUGAGACUCUUGAGCAAAGGGAAGCUGGAUCCACCAUGGAAGUUGUUGCAGCUCAGACCAAAGCAAUAGCAGAGCGGGUAACAGAUUGGACUAAUGUUGUGUUGGCCUAUGAACCUGUGUGGGCAAUCGGGACAGGAAAAGUCGCUACCCCUGCACAGGCUCAGGAAGUACAUUCGGAACUGAGGGACUGGCUUCAAGCAAACACCAGCCCUGAAAUCGCAUCAACAACUAGAAUUAUCUACGGAGGGUCAGUCAGUGGCGGAAACUGCAAGGAACUCGCAGCCAAGCCUGAUGUUGAUGGCUUCCUCGUCGGCGGGGCUUCUCUCAAGCCGGAAUUUAUCGACAUCAUCAAAUCAGCUGAGGUGAAGAAAAGUGCUUAAAACGUGGGCAUCAGCUCUCUAGAAGCUGACCAGUGUGGUGGAUAUGGUUAAAUACGUAUCCUAAUCAUAAUGAUGUACGAAUUGAGUUAAUAAGUUGCAGUGGUUUGCAAUGAGACCCUUACCUCAAAAGUCUCUCAUCAAUUCUCUUCGGCUCUGCCAUUGAGAGAAAGGCCAAGCUUUGACCGUCUUGUGUGCCGUGACUUUUCACGCGUGAAUCCUCACUUGCUUCUGUCUCUGUUUCUGUACUGUCUGGGUGAAUUGUGUAUUUACAUUUUUUGCUCUCUAUAAAUGUGCAUUUACUUGCGGGGCGACUCGAUCGAAGUCCAACUGUAAUUUUCUCAUAACCAAAGUCGCUCUCUCUCUCUCUCUCUCUCUCUCUCUCUCUUGAAGCUGGAGAAUCAAGUGAGCUCACAUCUUGGGUGGAAUUACCUGCUCUUAUGGUUUGUAGUCAACGGUUGACAACCCGCCAAAUUGCUUGCCUUAACUUCUAUUCCAAUUUUUUUAAUUCGGUCGUUGGUGGAGCUAAUUGUUUUCUUAAUUAUAGAGGCCAAAACCCCAAAAUGAUUACAAUUAACUUAACAUUUCUUUGGUGCAUGUUGUUAUUAAGUAUUUGAAUAAUUGUGAUUAGCAAAGCAUGAGCGAAUGGUGACCAAAGCAUUGUGACGACACUCACGUGAAGCUGAAUAGACUGGGCAGGCCACCAUGGAGCAGGCCGUCACUUGCUUUCUCUAGCCAGCCACCGCCCUCUCCCUCAUAGAUAAUACUGCAAUUAGUUGACUAAUGGCGGUUUUCUGCGGAUAUGAAAAAGAAUCUUUUAAAGCAAUAAUUACAUAAUUUUCUUUUUGGAAAUGAAACUACUAAUUUUCUUUUGGGAAAUGAAUAUUACAUCACAGGUCCACCUGUUACUUUUCCUCUCAUCCUUUGGAGGAUAGUUCUCAUUUUCAGACUAUAAACGUCUUCGCCAAAGUCGAAUUGAACCGUGAUUUAUAAUACGACAAUUUUUAGCUUUUGGAGUCUUCUAAUACGCAUGCUAUCUUCUUUAUACCCCAGCUUUUGUUUACUUUGUAUUUUUUUUUUCAAAUAUAGAAAGAUUGUAUUAGCAAAUAAAUUAAAGAUCCUCACCUAGAGCCCACCUUUCCUCACCUACAGAAAAGCAAUAAAUUAUAGAUGCAAAGUUUAGACAUGAUUACAAAUACGAUCUCAAAAUUAUAACUUUCAACAACAAUAAGGUAGGGUGAGUUUUUUCUUGACAAAGUGUUAUCAUAUAUUCGACCAAAAAAAUAAAGUUUUAUCAUAUUGUUCAUAACAAAAAUCGACCACUCCACAAUAUCACGACUAUAACAAACGGAGAUCUGCUCGGAUAUCAGCGUUUGUCGCACUAACUCAAUCAGUAGCACACCCUUUAUCAAUGACAAUCUUGGAGACUCCAAUAACUAUAAUUCAUGCGACAAGUCACACGAUACACACCAUCAUACUGCAUACACCAAACGUAUAAAAUAGACUUGCUAGCUGCCGAACUCGCAAUGCAUGCUCCUAAGAAAAAACACAUUUUGGUUUGUCAAUGAGUAGAACACCUCAAAGACAACUAAUCCACAAUGUUUCGCCACCAGAGGAUAGCGCAGAAGUAAAUGUUCGAGCAUCUCCAACUCAUAGGGACAAACCGAGCACAAAUUCGAAUACCCAACUCCAUGUUCUGACAACGCAACCGUAGCUAGAAAAAUCCGAUGCAACAAUUUGCUGAAAAUGAGAAAUAUAUAGUUUGAAAUGAAUCGAGGAGAUCCCACACUUGCAAGUUGAACCCAUAAACCCCAAAUCAAGCAGAGAAACCGGCCACCACCUCUCAAGACCCUUUCAUCCAAAACUUUAAACACCCUGUGAUAACCCGACUUACUAGCAUAGUUAGUAAAUAUUCCGUUUAAUA
Molecule: messenger RNA, 2962 nt
Organism: Linum trigynum
Lineage: Eukaryota; Viridiplantae; Streptophyta; Magnoliopsida; Malpighiales; Linaceae
Source: the annotation of a GenBank genome assembly